AUGGUUAAACAAAAUGCAGAUCAGUCAUUUGAAGAUCAGUCGCAUGAAGAUCAGUCAUUUGAAGAUCAGUCAUUUGAAGAUCAGUCAUUUGAAGAUCAGUCAUUUGAAGAUCAGUCAUUUGAAGAUCAGUCAUUUGAAGAUCAGCCGCAUGAAGAUCAGUCAUUUGAAUGGCAAUCAUAUGAAGAUCAGUCGUAUGAAGAUCAGUCUUAUGAAGAUCAGUCGUAUGCAGAUCAGUCAUUUAAAGAUCAGUCAUUUAAAGAUCAGUCAUUUAAAGAUCAGUCAUUUGAAUGGCAAUCAUAUGAAGAUCAGUCGUAUGAAGAACAUUCCUAUGAAGAUCAGUCGUAUGCAGAUCAGUCAUUUGAAGAUCAGUCAUUUGAAUGGCAAUCAUAUGAAGAUCAGCCGCAUGAAGAUCAGUCAUUUGAAUGGCAAUCAUAUGAAGAUCAGUCGUAUGAAGAACAUUCCUAUGAAGAUCAGUCGUAUGCAGAUCAGUCAUUUGAAGAUCAGUCAUUUGAAGAUCAGUCAUUCGAAUGUCAAUCAUAUGAAGAUCAGUCAUUUGAAGAUCAGUCGUAUGAAGAACAUUCCUAUGAAGAUCAGUCGUAUGCAGAUCAGUCAUUUGAAGAUCAGUCAUUCGAAUGUCAAUCAUAUGAAGAUCAGUCGUUUGAAGAACAUUCCUAUGAAGAUCAGUCGUAUGCAGAUCAGUCAUAUGAAGAUCAGUCAUUUGAAGAUCAGUCAUUCGAAUGUCAAUCAUAUGAAGAUCAGCCGCAUGAAGGUCAGUCAUUGGAAUGGCAAUCAAGAUCAGUCGUAUGA
This is a messenger RNA of Bradysia coprophila, 807 nucleotides long. Its product is annotated as aspartic and glutamic acid-rich protein-like. The record is from RefSeq and is a predicted model, not a curated record. NCBI's taxonomy places the organism in Eukaryota, Metazoa, Arthropoda, Insecta, Diptera, Sciaridae.